UGCUAAGCCAAAUCAACGCACUCUGAAACUGCCAGCUGCUCUGACUGAAGACUAGAAGAAACCAUAGUUUUCAACAAUGAAGACCCAAACAAUCUGUUUGCUGUUGGCAACAAUUGUAUUCAGCCUGGCUUCUCAAGGUCUGUGCAUUGGAAACAUAACAAACUCAAGAUGCAAAUGUGCAAUAGUUGUCUCUCGUUUCAUUCCACCGAAAAAAUAUCAGCAUGUUGACAUCUAUCCUCAGGGUUCCUACUGCAGAAAUGUAGAAAUUAUAAUUACCCUGAAGAGUGGGAUAAAAGUCUGUGUGAAUCCCCAUACACUUUGGGUCAAAAAGGUUAUUAAUCUCAUUAAUGAAGAAACAGAAGCCUCUACUGCAUCAAAUGUAAAUGGUUCACAAAAUGAAUGAACAUGAAUUAUUCCUACAUAAUAUGAAAGUUUACUUCUCCCACUUAGCCAAGCUUUUGUUGAACAUACACUGGAGCAGCUUUACCUAAAGAUGAAAUAUUUUCUACUUUCCUUACUUUUAAUGCAGCUAAUGUCAUUAUUCCACAUAAUUCCUGUUACCAUGCCAGUAGUCUUUUGUGCAAUUUUUACAUAGUUUCUGGGGCAUAAGUUUAAAUGUUUCAAAAUACUUCAGUCAGUAAGUUGAAAUGCCUUAACAAAAUUCAAAGUAUAAAAGGAGUUUAUUUUACUAGUGUCCAUACAUACUUAAAGCAAUAAUUAUCCUCCCAUUCCUGUUAUGAGUAGAUUGUUUGAAAAUGUAUAUAUGUUAUAAUGGUUUUCUAAAACUAGCUUCGUGAUUGGCUUUAGGACUUCCAGAUUUAAAACUGAAGUAAAUUCAAUGAUAAUGUAAAGAAAAUAUCAGCUGUUAUGUCACAUAGGUUAAAUUUAACCUAUAUUAGUUGUUUGUCUGUUGGUAAUUGGUUAUAUGAUAGUAAAUUUUUAGUCAUGAUUUCAUAUGUUUAUUGUCACUUGGUUGAUAUAUUUUGUAUUCAGUGAAUGUUGUAUUUGAGACAAUGAAAAAAUAAACGACUGUUGUCUUAAUCUCUCA
Molecule: messenger RNA, 1048 nt
Organism: Rhincodon typus (whale shark)
Lineage: Eukaryota; Metazoa; Chordata; Chondrichthyes; Orectolobiformes; Rhincodontidae
Product: interleukin-8-like
Exons: 4
Coding region: 77-403 (108 amino acids)
Biological process (GO): neutrophil chemotaxis; antimicrobial humoral immune response mediated by antimicrobial peptide; cellular response to lipopolysaccharide
Cellular component (GO): extracellular region
Molecular function (GO): CXCR chemokine receptor binding; chemokine activity
Source: RefSeq, a predicted model, not a curated record